UUUGAAAUUAAACAGUCUAACAACCAAUAAAUAACUUGAUCGUAUUAAUAUCAGUCGUAUUUACAUUGCUAGUUUGUAAAACAUUUUAAUAUACUGCGGUAUGGACAUAUGUCACUUGGAUGAUGAAGCGGCAGUGAGCUAACUUGUGAAUCUAUAUUGCAGCUGUCACUCAUUUUGUGACUGAACUAAAGAGAAGUAAAAGUUUGGUUGUUCAAGUAAAAUGUCCGGAAAUAUCUCAAUGUACACAGACUUGGCUAUCAAUGAGAGUGCGUCAGUAUUCUUAAUGGUAUUAACAUGUCUUCAAGUAAUUCUUGGGUCAGUGGCCAACUUUAUUGUAAUCUUUAUAAUACUGAAAUCACGAGAACUGACGAAACGCUCAGAAGAUCGACUUAUACUAAAUUUGGCGUUUGCGGAUUUCCUGGCGCUGACGACGUUCGUACCACUGCAUAUUUAUGUCCUCUGGCAGGGGAAAAUUAGCAUUGGAAUACAAAGAAUCUACGAAGCGUUGAACUCCUUAGUUGUUUAUUACGGAGGGAAUGCAGUUAUGUCUAUUGCUUGCGAUCGCUUUGUUGCAGUUCUAUUACCUUUACGUCACUGGACAUUGAUAUCAAAGAGAGUUACGUUUGUGAUGGUAUCGUUGACGCUUUUCGUAGCUGUUAUCUUAGCAAUCGUCGACUACGUUAGCCCAGAUUUGACGCAAGAAUCACGCAAACUUUUGAUCAAAACAAUAUUUAUUCCGUACAACGUUCUCUUUUGUAGCGUACUAGCAAUACUUUAUAGCUUCAUCUUAUACAGCACCUUAAAACAAGCGAGGCAAAUUGCGAGGCAAAGAAGAAGUAUCGGAGUUUCGUUUAGCAACUACCAAGGAAGAUUAUUUGUUAAAACAAUUUUGAAAAUAACUCUUUUAGUUGUGUUAUACUAUGCAACCUAUUUGCCUUUAUCAAUUUACGUUUUAGUAUACUCAAAUUUGGUAGAAAAUCAACAGAGAAUUGUGCAGGCAACAGCUCGUUGCUGGUUAUAUUCAUUUCUUUUUUUAAACUGUUGCGCGAAUCCUUAUGUUUACGCUUUGCAAACGGCAAGAUUUAAAAUUGCAUUUUAUAAAACUUUCCCAAUCAGUUUUCGGCUGAAAGCUAACAAAACUGCAGUCAUAGCAACUUAGAAACAAACACGCUUUAGACCUGUAAAUAAA
Messenger RNA from Dendronephthya gigantea, 1189 nucleotides. Its product is annotated as protein trapped in endoderm-1-like. The record is from RefSeq and is a predicted model, not a curated record. The coding region runs from base 221 to 1159 and encodes 312 amino acids. Lineage: Eukaryota; Metazoa; Cnidaria; Anthozoa; Malacalcyonacea; Nephtheidae. Gene Ontology annotation, molecular function: G protein-coupled receptor activity. Gene Ontology annotation, biological process: G protein-coupled receptor signaling pathway. The transcript has a single exon. Gene Ontology annotation, cellular component: membrane.